Messenger RNA from Durio zibethinus, 1801 nucleotides. The record is from RefSeq and is a predicted model, not a curated record. Lineage: Eukaryota; Viridiplantae; Streptophyta; Magnoliopsida; Malvales; Malvaceae.
UUUUUUUUACAAAAGAAAAAUGUUAAAUUUUUUUUUACAUAGUUUUAACAUCUCUUUGUUUGCUUGACAGGAAUCCUUUGUCAGCAUCAAAUGCCUUUCCUUCUGUCCUUGGUACUGGCUUUAUUUUGAAGAAUGGAGAUAGGUAAUGAAGUUUUAGUGAAUCAAUACCUGAUUUGCAUACCAUCAUCAAGUCCAUCAAAAGCAAGAUAUUGGGUAAUAACUUAUCCUUUGAGCUAUCUCAUUUUUAAUAUCUCCCCCCACCCCUUCAAAAGCACAUGAAAAAAAGGGUUUGUCUUCAUCAAUCAAGCUUCUCUAGAGUUGCUUUGAUGAGUUGCUGAAACAUUAUUGGACAGCGAAGUGGUUUAAUUGGAAAAAGAAAAAAGGGUUGCUUGAAGAAGCAGCACUGAAUCCAACUAAUCAAAAAAUCAGUUGUUCUUUGAAUACUUUGUUGGCACCAAGAAUUGGAGUGCACCAACAGGAGCAAUUGUUCAAUUAUAAGGACCAUUUGAUCUCUGAUUGCUGUGGCAGCAUUGCAGGUUCAAUGUUCAAUGAAGACGAUGUCGAAGAUUGUAACUAUAGUUGGAGGUGCCAUGGGAGCAGUUGCAUUUCUGGCUAUGGUAAUUGGAUUCAUUUGGUUCUGCAAAUCACAGAAUAAGAACUUCUCAAAUAGGACUUCGGAUACAGGUUCCUCAGAUCCUUCUGCAAGAGCUGGAUUUUCUUCACUUGGAACUCAGGGAGGAAGGUUCACAAUUGAAGAGUUGCAGCAAGCUACCAAGCAAUUCAAUGAAAGUAGUCUCAUUGGACAUGGGAGUUUUGGUUCAGUCUAUAAAGGUUUGCUUCGUGACACCGUUGUAGCCAUUAAAAGACGUCAAGCUGCUCCUCGCCAGGAGUUUGUUGCAGAGGUAAUUUAUCUGUCAGAGAUUCAUCACCGCAAUGUAGUUACUCUUCUAGGUUACUGUCAAGAAAAUGGAUCACAAAUGUUGGUCUAUGAAUAUAUACCAAAUGGCAGCAUGUGCAAUCACCUAUAUGAUUCUAGAAUGGAGUCAUCAACUAGAAUAGAGUUCAAGCAGAGACUAUCCAUAGCUCUGGGGGCAGCUAAAGGUUUAUGUCAUUUGCAUGGCCUGAAACCUCCAUUAGUUCACAGGAAUUUCAAAACAGCCAAUGUCAUGGUUGAUGAGAACUUCAUAGCUAAGGUUGCCGAUGCUGGGAUUUCGAAUCUAGUUCAAAGAAUGGAGGAAGCAGGUCCAUCUCGCACGUCUAGUGUCACUGUUUUUCAAGAUCCAGAGGUAGAAGCAUCAGGGACCUUCACUGAAAUGAGUGAUGUUUACAGCUUUGGGGUAUUUCUUUUGGAGCUCAUAACUGGACAGGAGGCUGUGCAUAUUAAUUCAUUGGGUUCCAAUGAAAGUCUAAUACAAUGGGUCCGAUCACGAUUGAGUUCCAACAACUUUGUCGACCAUCGACUAGCAGGAAGCUUCACCAUGGAAGGAAUCAGGGAUUUGAUCAGGCUGACAUUAAAAUGCAUGACAUUUCCAGGAAAAAACAGGCCAAAAAUGGAGAAAGUUGUGCAUGAGCUGGAACAGAUUCAUGAGAAAGAGAUGGCACUAACAACAGUGAUGGGUGAAGGUACUGCUACUAUUACUCUUGGCAGUGAGCUGUUUGCUUCAAAAUAAAGGAUUCCUUCAUACAUUUCAGCUAAAGUUAAGCUUUUUUUUUUUUUUUUGGCUUUUUUGGGUGCCCAAAUGGGUGGUUUGGUGUUUAAUUAUUGGGAACCAUGGAAUUUUGUUCAAUAUUGAUUGUAAAU